AUGUACAACAUCACUUCCAGGAUGAAAAUGUGUGGAGAGAAUAUCAGUGAAUUUGAUAUGUUGGAAAAAACUCUCUCAACUUUUCAUCCUGAAAAUAUAAUCCUGCAACAACAAUACCGGGCAAGAGAAUUCACCUCGUACUCGGAGUUGAUGCAAAUCCUCCUUGUGGCUGAAAAAAAUAAUCAGCUUGUGAUGUUAAACCAUCAGCUCCGUCCAACUGGAUCUGUGCCAUUCCCUGAAGCGAAUGUUGCGUCAUCCAGUCAUACUAAAAAGCCUGAACGUGAACGCAGACGCGAGAGGCGUCGCGUCGAGGUCGUGGACGUGGAAGAGAAAGUGAUGAUGGUCGAGCGGUAA
Messenger RNA from Microthlaspi erraticum, 354 nucleotides. The record is from the annotation of a GenBank genome assembly. Lineage: Eukaryota; Viridiplantae; Streptophyta; Magnoliopsida; Brassicales; Brassicaceae.